ACCUUUGGAUAAUUUUUUCCCUAGUGCAUCACGAUCCAAAUUGUGUUUCGAUCUAAACUUCAAUUUGUCUUGAAAACUUAUUUCACCUUUUGGAAAUUAUUAAUAUAUUUUGGAUUACUAUUCAUUCACAAAACAGAACCAUGUCUUCUGCAGCAGUUCAAAAACUUGUUAAACCACAAUUGCGUGGAAUUUAUGAAAAGAAAACUAAAUUCCACCUUGUAUUAAGUGUUAUAUUAUCCAUUGGAGCAGGUGUUACUUACAAAUAUUCAGUUGGUGAACCUCGUAAGAAAGCCUAUGCUGAAUUUUACAAAAAUUAUGAUGCUGAUCAGGACUUCGAAAGAAUGAGGAAACUAGGACUUUUCUCUUCUUGCCCUGCUGAUGAUUAAUAACCUAUGAAAUAAUGUAACUAACUAGUUGUAUGUAAAUUUAUUUGAAGAAAAAAUUUAAUGAAUACAGUUUUGUAUUGAUAAAAUAUAAUUAUUAUGUGUAAC
Messenger RNA from Sipha flava (yellow sugarcane aphid), 491 nucleotides. It is a transcript of the gene cype, whose product is annotated as cytochrome c oxidase subunit 6C. The record is from RefSeq and is a predicted model, not a curated record. NCBI's taxonomy places the organism in Eukaryota, Metazoa, Arthropoda, Insecta, Hemiptera, Aphididae. The transcript is spliced from 3 exons. The coding region runs from base 141 to 386 and encodes 81 amino acids.